Trifolium pratense (red clover) is the source of this 2483-nucleotide messenger RNA. RefSeq names its product membrane protein PM19L. The record is from RefSeq and is a predicted model, not a curated record. The coding region runs from base 1737 to 2276 and encodes 179 amino acids. Lineage: Eukaryota; Viridiplantae; Streptophyta; Magnoliopsida; Fabales; Fabaceae. The transcript has 3 exons.
GGAAAAGGAAGCAAACCAGCUGCUAAAAGCACCAACAAGUAGCCUUACUUUAAAAAGCUACCCCAACGUUUAAUUAAAUACAAUAAUAUUUGUACCUUAUUUUCUUGCUGUAGCCCAGGGACCUUGGAGUUCUGUUAAAUGAAUCAGUUUGAUCUAGGCUUGAUAAUCUAAUCAAAAUAAUUUUCUGCAUUUUAUAACAAUUAUUAUCUUUGUUUUUAGGCUAAAUUGUAUUUUUGCCUCCUAUUUUUUAUAAAUUUGUGAUUUUGACACCUUAACUUUUAAAAUAUUACUUUCACAAAUUUACAAUUUUAGCUCAUUUUGUAAAAGGAUGCGCCCCGCCCCCAACUGAAUUUGAUCAAGUCAACAUGCAUGUAGCAAUUAAGUGACUCACACGUAACAUCAGCAUGUUUUGCUACAAGGACAAUGACUCACAUGUCACGUUAACAUGGCUUGCCGCAUGUGCGUUGACUCGUCUAGGGGGCCAAAAUCACAAGUUUAUUCCUUCGCCAAUCCCAAUUUAGUAAGAAAAUUGACACUAAAAUUUUCUUCCUUAAGAGAACAAGCAAGAGAACCUUCCAAUUCAUUUUCAUCAUACCAGUCCAAAAAAAAAAAUUAAUCUUCAUCGUAUCUAAACAUUUAGGAUAACAACUGCGUAAUAUCUAUAGCAAGCCUUAACCCAUAAUAAAUCGUGAUAAGUGCACUUCCAAGUUGAAAAUUUAAAGAUAAAAGUGAAGCUUUUGGUGUCUCAAUCUGAACGAUCUAAAACGGUGAACGACACCUCAAGACAUAAGAGUCCGAAUUCUCAUUAUUUAUAGUUCUCCAAUUGGAUAUAUAAGAAUAAAAUACAUCUCUCUGGAACACAACAGAACAUAUACACAAGUGUUCAACCAAUAGAGAUCCUAUUCUGUAACAAUGUCGACAUGCCAAAACCAUGACCACAUUUAUAUGAAUAUUCUAGACUACAUUUAAUGUGCAAUGAUAAAAGAAAUUUAAUGAAAAAAAUUAAGGUCCACCGAUAAAAACAAUGUUGCAACUCUACUAAAUAUUGAACAGCAGUUUCUAGAUUUUGCUUAAUGUGUACUCCUAUGUAAAUUGUAAACAAAUCUCAUUUCAGUAACAGAGUUUUUUAAAGUAGUUUAAUAAUUAGAAAUUUCACUUUAAAAUAAAUAAGUAAGAUGUUUGGAUUUCGAACUCCGAUCCUUAUCCGGAUUCCGGACCAACUGAGUUAAGCACAGAUAACAGAAUUUUAACUAAUAACAUUUUGCAAAUUGUAACAUUAUAUCUUUAACCUUUACUUUUAAUGACUUAAUAAAAAAAAACUAUGUAGCAUCAAUAUUUUAUUUAUCCAAAGAAAAAGGACUAGUAACUUAUAAACAACGGUUGAUUUGUUAUUUUUUUUUCUUUCGAUGGAUAAGGCACCGUUAUAAAACUUUGAGAUUUGAGAUUCAAAUUCAAUUAUUAAAAAAAAGAAUCGAAAGAGAGAAUGGAUUUGUGAAGAACACUAUGACAGAAAAUGACAAGUGUCCUACCACCUGGACAUGAAAGCACACAUGCUAGACUUAUUGAUUGACACGUGUCUUCAAAGUACCUUUUGGACUCUCUAUUUAUAGCUUCACAAUCCCACACUCUAAAGCUCACAAAACAAAAGCCUGAAAAGUUGCAUUAAUCGGUGCAAAAGCAAGUAACUCUCUGCAUUUCUUUGUGAAAGACUCAAAAUUUCUACAAGCUUUUGAAGUAUGGCUAUGGUGGGAAGAAAUGUUCUAGCUCCAUUGCUGUUUCUGAACUUGCUCAUGUAUUUCAUUGUUCUUGGUUUUGCUAGUUGGUGUCUCAAUAGGUUCAUCAAUGGCCAAACUUAUCACCCAAGUUUUGGAGGAAAUGGUGCUACCAUGUUCUUCUUGGUGUUUGCCCUUUUAGCUUCUGUUCUUGGUAUAGUGUCAAAAUUUAUAGGUGGAAAUCACAUUAGAGCUUGGAGGAGUGAUAGUUUAGCUUCUGCAGGAGCCACUUCAAUCAUUGCUUGGGCUGUUACUGCUCUAGCCAUGGGGUUGGCUUGCAAGCAGAUACACAUAGGAGGACAUAGAGGAUGGAGGCUGAGGAUGGUGGAAGCAUUCAUAAUCAUCCUGACAUUCACGCAGUUGUUGUACUUGCUGCUGAUACAUGCAGGGCUGUUCAACAACAGAUAUGGACCAGGUUAUCGUGACACUGACUAUGGUGUUGGAGGAGGAGCGACUGGUGAUCCUAUGCACAAGGGUGCUCCUGUUGGUGGAACUCGUGUUUAAUCAUAAUCAUUAUCCAUAUAUAUAGCUGUACUUUGUUUUCUUGUUUUUAAUAAUGUUGUAGUUUCCUAGUUGGUUGGGAUUAUGUUCCUGUUUUUCUUUUCUUUUUUUGGGUUUAUUUUGGGUGGAGUUGUUCUUUGUAUGAAAGAAUGUCAGUUUGUAGCAUUGCAUUGUGUAUAUCAAUGGCUGCAAUUGAUUAUGUAUUUGCAA